Penicillium canariense is the source of this 246-nucleotide messenger RNA. RefSeq lists its product as uncharacterized. The record is from RefSeq and is a predicted model, not a curated record. The coding region runs from base 1 to 246 and encodes 81 amino acids. The transcript has 3 exons. Lineage: Eukaryota; Fungi; Ascomycota; Eurotiomycetes; Eurotiales; Aspergillaceae.
AUGCAUUUUUUCAAAGUAUUCGUUGCGACCCUUGCAACCACGGCAAACAUUGCUAUGGCGGCCCCUGUAAGUGGUGUCGCCCAACUCGAGGCGCGGCAUCCCGAGCCGCAGCCUGAGCGCAUUGCCCAAGUCUAUUCGGACAAGAUAAAACGAGAGCCACAGCGUGAUGGUCAGGUUUACUCGGACAAGAUAAAGCGAGAGCCACAGCGCGAUGGCCAGGUUUACUCACGAUUGGACGAGGAGUAA